GUUUCUUGACAAUUACUCUCUUUUUCUUUUUCUUUCUCUUUCUCUUCAAUGGGCAAUACCAACACUGAUGAACACAACACAACGAGAUCAUCAAUUAUGGAAUGGAAACAAAUCCACCCACUUCACCAAAUAGCAGAAACACCAUCCCACAAGCUCCUCUUAAAACAAUGGCUCAAAGAAGAAGAACUCAUCAAUGGACGCAUAGCUUUAAAAGAGACCCAAAUAGAUUCAAUCCGCAAAGAGAUCACAAUGCUUUACAUCUUCUUCUUCCUCUUCCAUUCAACAACCCUCAUGCUCCUCUUCAACACAUCAACAACAUCUAGCCACGCUUGUCACAAGUCGUGGGUCCCAUCAAUCUGUUCUUUGCUGUUUUCAUUGGGCCUUAUAUGGGCUUUGAGGUACAAGAGUGAUGUGGAGGCCCAUAUGGAGAAGCUGCUUCAUAGGGAGAAAGAGGAUGGAGGAUUGCUGAGGAAAUGUGUGGAAGAAUUGAAGAAGAAAGGGUUGGAGUUUGAUUUGUUAAAGGAAGUUGAUGCUUUGAGGAGGGCUAAGAGUUUGAGGGUUGAAACUAAAGAGGUCAGGAAAUGGUCUUCAAGGGAUUUUGUUUCUUUGUUUAUCUUCUCAAUGGCCUGUUUGUCUCUUGCUCUCAUAAGGGUCAUCUUAUGUAGUUAGGGAUUUCAUAAUUGAAACAUGUUUUUCUUUUUUGUCAAUUAAUUUGGAUGCAGAAUGUACUGUUCUGCUUUUCUUUUCUUUCUAUUAAUGGUGUAAUUUGAGAAAUAUUAAUUGAAAUUCAUGAAAUAAAAUUAAAAUA
Messenger RNA from Cicer arietinum (chickpea), 808 nucleotides. RefSeq lists its product as uncharacterized. NCBI's taxonomy places the organism in Eukaryota, Viridiplantae, Streptophyta, Magnoliopsida, Fabales, Fabaceae. The record is from RefSeq and is a predicted model, not a curated record.